AUGAAGGAUGGUGUUUGGACGUUGGUUUUGGUUCUGGAUGGUCAUCUUGAAUGCGCUUCGGCAGAAUUCAUGCUCGAGAUGCUUCCCUCGACGAUCAAACGGGCUCUGGAGUCCGUAAUAGAGAGCUCAGACCCAUUGGAGGACCAAGACAUUGCGAAAGCUCUUUCGGAAAGCUUGAUCUCCUUGGACAACAAAAUAAAAGACGAUUUUCUUGCCCUUCUCCCAGCCGACCUCACGGAUUUUGACGCGGCCACGGCCUUGAAAGAUGCGGACGGCAAGCCUCUUAUUGAAGUUCAGCGCGCUAUGACUGGAACCACUGUUGCUGUCGCUCUUAUCGACCCUCGCAAGCGCAUUCAUGUCGCAAGUGUAGGAGACUGUGAUGUCUUUCUUUGCUCUUCCAACUCAGAAGAAGAAUGGACUUGCUCCGUUCUGAAUACUCAUCAUCAGUGCUCUAACCCAGACGAAUGUGCUCGGAUUAUAGCGGAACACCCCAACGACCCAGAAUGCGUUGACAUGAACCAUCGGUCCGGAGUUCCUCGACUCCUUAGCAUGCUGGUUCUGAGUCGCGCAAUCGGAGACAUCUACGGGAAAAUCCCGAGGGAAUUUGUCAGGGUUCUCGAGCUGGGAUGGGGACAAAGCACGGUUCCCGAUUUAUCGCAAAUCAAAACACCGCCCUACCUUUCCAACAGACCGGAUGUCGUGCAUACCAAGCUUCCUGGACAACAAUUCCUCAUCGUCGCGACAGACGGUCUCGAUAAUCUCAUGCGACGACAUCAGCACCUUCGGGAGGUGGAGCAGUCGGUUCUCGGUGUGAGUCUUGCGCCUGCCGUUGCCAAGGCUCAGUUGGCUGGGGAAAAUCUAGCGGAAGCGGUUCUUUGGGAAGCCACGGGAGGUGACGCUAUUGGAAACAUUUCCGAGGGCUGGCUUUUGGGUACCUUCAAUGGACGUUUGGAUGACAUUACCGUUGCGGUCGUUCCUUUGUAA
Mycena indigotica is the source of this 984-nucleotide messenger RNA. RefSeq names its product Serine/threonine protein phosphatase 2C. The record is from RefSeq and is a predicted model, not a curated record. Gene Ontology annotation, molecular function: protein serine/threonine phosphatase activity. Bases 1 to 984 code for a protein of 327 amino acids. Gene Ontology annotation, biological process: protein dephosphorylation. The transcript is spliced from 4 exons. Lineage: Eukaryota; Fungi; Basidiomycota; Agaricomycetes; Agaricales; Mycenaceae.